AUGUCUGCAGACAAUCCAGGAAAUCCAGCAAUGGCCAGCACCGACGGCGGAAUGCAAGCGAAUGCCAGUGCUAUGGAGGCAGCCAUCCAGGCAGCUGGCCUGGCUGGCCAAAACGCUGCGGCAAGUGGUUCUCAGCCAGCUGCAAAUCCCCAGGCUGCGCCCGAAAUCGCAGUGCUCAUUGGUACCCUUAUGAAACAACAGCUCGGACACUCGUUCAAUCUGGAAAAGAUUGCUGCCAUUCUUCAGAAAAACAUGCCCCAUUUUGCCAAGGAAGGGAAGCUUACGCCACAACAAAUCCAGCAGUUGCAAUCCUUUGUAGAUAAACAUUACAACGCCAACAAGCCCCAGCAGCAGCAACCACAACCAGCAAUUCCAGUGGCGACAUCUCAGCAACCCGUCGCUGGCACCUCUCAACUAACCACCACUCAACAACAGACUGUUCAGCAGGCAGCACAAGCUGCAAUACAACAACAAGCUACCUAUAUGAAGCCCGGACUCGAUGCGCAAUUGAAGUUAAUUACCCAGACCAAUCCAGGAGAAUCGUAUCCUCCGAUCACUGCCAGUCUCAAUUACGCUACCAAUCCAGGACCUGUAUCGUGGACACCAACGCGACCGACAUUAACGGGUGGACUGGCAGCUGGUCGUAUAUCUAGCACACCUGCUCAGGUUGCUCGUGCACCAGAAGAUGCUUCCCUGUUGAGCGUGGACGACAAUAGGACUAGGCGGAAGAACUCUGUCAACGACACGAACAUGCGGAGAACGAUCCAAGAUCUUGUGUCCAGUGUGGAUCCCAACGUGAAGAUCGAGCCAGAGGUGGAAGAUCUUCUCCUUAACAUUGCCGACGAGUUCAUCGACUCGGUGACCAACUUUGCAUGUCGACUGGCGAAGCAUCGCGGUGGGGAUACUCUCGAAGUACGCGACCUGCAGUUACACUUGGAACGCAACCACAACAUUCGUAUCCCUGGAUUCGCCUCCGACGAAACUCAAAUAUCGCUCGCUCAGUCCGGUCUUGGUCCUACAGUUUCUGCUGCCACCAGCAAAAAGAAUGCUCAGGGGCAACACACGACACUUCGUGCUCAACGAUUGGCCCAGGUGCAACAAGCCAAAAGAGAGGCCAAGCUCAUGUAA
Messenger RNA from Coprinopsis cinerea okayama7#130, 1128 nucleotides. RefSeq lists its product as hypothetical. Gene Ontology annotation, biological process: DNA-templated transcription initiation; RNA polymerase II preinitiation complex assembly. NCBI's taxonomy places the organism in Eukaryota, Fungi, Basidiomycota, Agaricomycetes, Agaricales, Psathyrellaceae. The record is from RefSeq and is a predicted model, not a curated record. Gene Ontology annotation, cellular component: SLIK (SAGA-like) complex; transcription factor TFIID complex; SAGA complex. The transcript is spliced from 6 exons. The coding region runs from base 1 to 1128 and encodes 375 amino acids. Gene Ontology annotation, molecular function: TBP-class protein binding; protein heterodimerization activity; DNA binding.